Molecule: messenger RNA, 639 nt
Organism: Fraxinus pennsylvanica
Lineage: Eukaryota; Viridiplantae; Streptophyta; Magnoliopsida; Lamiales; Oleaceae
Source: the annotation of a GenBank genome assembly
AUGAAUAUCUUCUCCAAAAAACCUACUGCCAAAGAGGCGCUUCGGGAGAGUAAGAGGGAAAUGGCAAAUGCUACUAGAGGCGUAGAGCGGGAAAUCCAUGCAUUGCAAUUAGAGGAAAAGAAACUUGUUACUGAGAUAAAGAGAACUGCGAAAACUGGGAAUGAUGCAGCCACUAAAAUUCUUGCGCGCCAACUAGUCAGGCUUCGACAACAAAUAGCUAACUUACAAGGUAGUCGAGCUCAGAUGAGAGGCAUAGCGACUCACACCCAGGCAAUAUCUGCUCAUUCAUCUGUUGCUGUUGGUAUGAAAGGUGCUAGCAAAGCUAUGGCAGCCACGAACAAGCAAAUGGAACCUGCAAAGCAGGCAAAGAUGAUUCAAGAAUUUCAGAAGCAAUCGGCACAAAUGGAUAUGACUACGGAAAUGAUGUCAGACACCAUAGAUGAUGCUUUGGAUAAUGAUGACGCUGAGGACGAAACUGAAGAGUUAACGAACCAGGUGCUGGACGAAAUUGGUGUAGAUAUUGCCGCACAGUUGUCAGCCAUACCCAAAAGGAAAGUUGCUGGGAAGAUCACCGAGAAUGUUGGAAGUUCGGGGACUGAUGAAUUGGAGAAGAGGUUGGCUGCCCUCAGAAAUCCUUGA